Molecule: messenger RNA, 1286 nt
Organism: Gymnodraco acuticeps
Lineage: Eukaryota; Metazoa; Chordata; Actinopteri; Perciformes; Bathydraconidae
Exons: 13
Coding region: 331-996 (221 amino acids)
Biological process (GO): proteolysis
Molecular function (GO): cysteine-type peptidase activity
Source: RefSeq, a predicted model, not a curated record
CAGCAGCUUGAGGCAAAGGCUGCAACCAUUGCAGAUUUGCACUCGAAGAUUUACCAGAACAUCCAAAUAGCACAACAGAGACAGAAAAUCUCUUUUGAAAAACGCAAGGGAAAGAAUGUGAAAUCUUUCCUGAUUAACGUUGGAGAUGAGGUCCUAAGAGCGAAUAAGAGGAAGGAGGGCCGAAAAGGUGGAAAACUGGAGUGCAACUGGUUUGGCCCUUAUGUGGUUUCCUCAAUCACCAACAAGGGUGUGGCAACCCUGUUGAGCUCAACAGGAGCUCAGCUGAGACAGAGUGUGAAUGUGUCUCAGCUGAAGCCCUUUAUCAGGCCUAUGUUGAGAGCUGAACCGAAGUUGGAUUCGGAGGGGUCUAUUGCUGACCACCAGUAUGCCCUCUCUGGUGCGAAAUACGCAAAGGAUCUACAUCCGAUUCAAGACAAGCUGCUCAGCUAUGUGCUAGACCACAAUAGGCCUGGAGCAGAGGUCAUUGUGAAGGAGGGUGAUGUGUGCCUGACCAGAGAGGACUUUUGGAGCCUGGGUCUUCCUCAGUGCAUGGAGUCAAAUAUUGGAAACACGUGCCUGAAGAUGGUACAAGAAGCCAAAGACAUGGCAAAGAUAUAUACAUCGUGGAUAUGUAUGUGGUUCCUACCUGGAAGUCCAAAACAGCUGACGCGUUGGCCAGUUUUCCAGCUGACCAAUUGGCCACCAAGGACAUGGUUUUCAUCCCUGCCUGGAGUCGGCAGCAAGGAAAGGCAGAUCACUAUUUGCUUUGCUGACCUAGCGCACCGCAUUGCUCCAGGUCAGUGGACAGUAAAGUUCGGCAGAGACGUCAAGGGUUUGCCUCACCAAACCACGGGCAAUGACUGUGGUGUCUUCAUACUGAUGUAUGCACUCAACUUCAGCACAGAUGCUCCACUUUGGUUUACCGAGCGGGACAUAGCACAGAUCCGGAAAUGGUGGUGCAUUAUGCUCAUGGAACGGUACCAGAUUGAAGGGUAAAUCAUACAUUUUAAAUGUUACUUUAUAGACAACAGUUUCUUUGACACUGAUUUACAUUUUCAUCCUGAUAUUAUGUGAUUUUUAUAGCCAUGGACAGAGGUUUUCUUACUGGACCAAUGAGGCCGAAGAGCUGCUCAAAGGGGCACUGGAGCCAGUGUACAGGGUCUCAAAGAAGCAAAAGACAGAACAUGAGGUCAAUAGGCACACUCCUGUUUGUGAUAAAGAAAUGUCCAGUUUCAAAAGUCCGACAUGUGCUUCAUAUUGGAGCUGCCAAACUGUCUUCUCUCGGA